This is a messenger RNA of Harpia harpyja (harpy eagle), 3345 nucleotides long. RefSeq names its product clarin 1 (gene CLRN1). The record is from RefSeq and is a predicted model, not a curated record. The coding region runs from base 246 to 1010 and encodes 254 amino acids. NCBI's taxonomy places the organism in Eukaryota, Metazoa, Chordata, Aves, Accipitriformes, Accipitridae. The transcript is spliced from 3 exons. Gene Ontology annotation, biological process: equilibrioception; sensory perception of sound.
CACAGAGGAUGCGCUGAAACACUCGACAGACUGCUCUAUUUUCCAGCUUAUUUAAACACAUUAGUGUGCAAGCUGGAGCGAUACAGAAGGGGACAGGGAAGAAAAACCUUCACAGCAUCUUUCAGGAAACGUAUGCCUCGCGGAGGUUUGCUGCCAAAGCUCUCCAAGGAGACAGCUCCCGCCGCGAGCAGGGCUGGCUGGGCGCCCGGGGCUCUGUCCGGGGAGCUCAGCCCUUUGCCACGCUGAUGGGAAGAAUUCCUUGUCACUGCCUCGCUGAAAACUGCGUCCCUCAGAGGACUUUGGACGCCACCAUGCCAGCCCAGCAGAAGAAAAUUAUCUUUUGCAUAGCCGGGGUGUUGAGCUUUGCUUGUGCGCUGGGGACCGCAGCAGCCAUCGGCACGCAGCGGUGGGUUAAGGGGAUGAUACUCUGCAAGACGGGAGCCCUGCUCGUCAACGCCACUGGCCAGGAGCUGGAGAAGUUCAUUGGCGAAAUCCAGUAUGGGCUUUUUCACGGCGAGCGUGUGAGGCAGUGUGGGCUCGGGGGGAGACCCUUCCAGUUUUCAUUUUUUCCAGAUUUGCUCAAAGUUAUCCCUGCAAGUAUCCAUGUUAGUGUCAUUCUCUUCUGUACAGUACUGAUUAUCUUUGCUCUGGUGGGAGCAGGUUUCUUCAUGUUCAAUGCUUUUGGCAGCCCUUAUGAAACUCUGCAUGGCCCCAUCGGGUUGUACCUCUGGAGCUUCAUUGCCUGUUCCUGUGGUUGCCUCAUCAUGAUUCUCUUCUCUUCAGAAGUGAAAAUCCACCACCUUUCAGAGAAAAUUGCUAAUUUCAAAGAGGGAAGUUUUACAUUCAAGACUCACAGUGAACAGUUUGCAAAUUCAUUCUGGAUCAUCCUGGUUUGCUCCCUGGUGCACUUCCUGAACGCCUUGCUAAUACGUUUUGCUGGAUUCCAAUUUCCCUUUUCAAAAUCAAAAGAUUCAGGGACAAUCACUGGAGCGGUUGACCUGAUGUAUUAGAACUACAUAAUUUAAGAACAUUUCAAGUAAAGAGGUUCAUCACUGCUACAUUCAACAACCACCAGAUGUACUAACUUGUAAAUGAUUAGCUCUAAAGAAGUUAAAAAGAGUGAAGGUUUCAAAUAAACAUCAAUAUGGCAUAUGCAGUAAACAAAAGAUGACAUGCUACUUGGUAAUGUCUAGAUCAAAAUACCCUCUCUUUCUUGGGGUAAGCCCUUAUGAAGACAUUUGCCUUUUUUUCCAGCAAGUUACUUGAAAAGUAGCUGGUAUAAAAAAAACUAGGAAUAUCAAUAGCAUUUAACAGGAUCUGGAAAGUAAAAUAAGUGGGUUGCAGUAGAGGCACACACUAUCACCAGCAGCAGUUUCACCCUUUAGCCCUUGCGAAGACAAGGAUGCAGUUAUUACCAUGUCAGGGCAGUGGAGAACAAGGACACCCAGCAGAGCUACAGACAUCAAACAAGAGAAGAGAAAUUGUACGGGCUUUGCUCGUAACACACAUCAGGCUCCAUCUCAAAAGCACAAUGCUCAGGAGGAACACAAUGCUAUAGCAAGUGCUUGCAGGACAAAACCCAAACACCUGAACCCACCACUAACACUUUAACAUAGCAUCACAUGCACGGCAAUAUCAUAAUUUCUGUCCAUAAAGCUCUCUUUUGGUUUUUUAGUUUUAACAAACCAAAUUGUAACCCUUUGACCCUGAAGUCCCAAAAGCCCUCAUUUCCCUGUGCCACCACGGUGGCUGGGGGCUUCACGAUCUUGGUUAAAAAGCGGCACACGGCAAAGCAGGAUGUAGAGGAGAUGCAACACACUCCUGCUUGCCUGCGGGAGGCAGCCUGGCUUGGUCCUGCGGAACAACCCCUCUGCAACGCACCAAAGCAAAGAGCAUUUCCCAGAGCAAAGGGACAGGAGUGAGACCAGGCACCCUUCACAUUGCACUGCAGCCUCCCAAAGCCUCACGGUCAGAAGCAUGAAGAGCCCUGCCCAGAAAAGAGCCCCGCAAACUCUCUCUCAUCAAACAAUACAAAUAAACAAAGUCAAAACCUUUGACAAAGGGCAGCAACAGACAGGCUUACAAGGCAUGCUGCAGUUCAUCAGAGAGCAAUGAAGAAAUACGUGAGGUUCUCUACCUCAAGGCAUGCAGGAAGCCAGAAUGGACCAACACAUCAGCCCCUACACGCUUAAACUUCUGCAGGUCAGUUAAAGCAACCAGACCACUCAUCCCAGGUACAGCUGAGCCAGCCCAGUUACAAACAGAGAGAUGAAAAGAGCAUUAUGCCACCAAACACUACCUCUGUGGGAUUACAUGGGUACCUUGAAGAUGAGGCGGUCCUUGCAGGACACAGAAACAACAUUCAGAACAAACACAAGAGGAGACAUGCAGAGGGGCAGGUGCUGCCCCAGCCGCCCAUUUAUCUGCAGGGGCUGCAGCCUGCUUCUGCACAGCUGGAGGCGAGGAGCAAUCCCGCUCAGCAUCCAUCGAGUCACCUGUGGUGCAAAUCAGGCCCAGGUGCCUGCUAGGACUCACCUCUGGAAACCAUAAGCUUCAGGCUCUAGCAACCUGCAAGAUGACCUCACUGACUUUUAUGCCAUUUUUUUUGUACUUCUACUACAAAUGGCAAAACAUUGCUGGGUUUUGUGUAAAACGUUUGUCAACUAUAGCCCUACUCCACAAACCGUUUCACAAAGCAGCUCAGUCUCCCCAUGCUGUACCCCAUCUCCCUAGAUUUUUACAAUGUGUAAGGGCUACUGCCAGAUGCCACGACCCCCAACCUUUUUUUCAUCAUUUUCGUCUUAAUUAAUAUGCAUAUUCUUCUUAAUGUUAAUGUAUCUUCUUAAUGCAUAAUUUGUAUUACAUCUCAUGGUAUUGUUUACUAUACAGAAAAUAAUGAGGAGUAACGUUCCAUCCUUCUCGUUCCUGACGUUUCAUGAAGCUGCUCUGCUUUGCAGCUCUGUGGCAGCUUUGGCAAUCGGCAGCGUACAGGCUGCUCACGUGCGUGUGUCUUUCUGAGUGAUCCUUGCCAGUCCUGAAGAAGGACCCGGCGCCUAUGUGUGAAAUACAGAGUUGCCCAGACCUGCCUCAGCUCAGAAGAUAAACCCGUUCCCAUUCCUUUUGCUGUGCAGGAGAGAGCAGCCCCUGACUCAGCGUCCAGGCGUUUUUGGGGGGGAUCACGUCCCAAAGAGCCUGGCUCCACCGCUCCCCCCCGCAUCCCACCCCGCUCACGAGCAUGAGGCCAGCUGUUAUUUGCAUUCUUAUCCAGUUCCCAAGGCAAACAUAGCAACUUCUUACUAGCAAAAUAAAAUUGAGACAAUAUUUGUGUGUUUGACCAGCUGAAAG